CACAUCCAGCCCUUGGACGCGAGCGGAGCCAACGCGUGCUGUUGUCAUGCUGGAGUAAUUGCUGGAUUGGCCAUCCGUUAUCAGCUAUCUAUAGGGUAAUUCACGGGAAGUAUAGGGUAAUCGAUACUACCGUACCCCUCCCUGUCGCGAUUUUGCGGAGCGGACCUUUCGGGAGGUAUAUAUUCCCCACAGGGCGAACUUCUCUGUCUCAUCGACCUCACUCUCCGAAUCGAAUCAACUCGGCCCCGGAAUUUCUACAAGCGUUCAAAGUCAGGGCAGAAUGACGGUCAAAGAGAGCUUAAUCUCCUCGCAGGAGCAGCAGAAGCCUUGGGUCGAGACUCCACUGAAGGAGUCGUAUGCGCUGUCGCAGGCGGCGGGAUGCAGAAUCUUCCUCAAGCUCGAGAAUGUCCAGCCUUCUGGUUCGUUCAAGUCACGGGGCAUUGGAUACUACAUCCUGCGCCGCCUCGAGGAACUUCCAGUGGGCACCACGAACCCACAUAUCUUCUCUUCUAGUGGCGGGAAUGCCGGGCUCGCUGCCGUCCAUGCGUCGCGCACAUUGGGCGUCCCGUGCACGGUGGUCGUCCCGCUAUCCACCAAGCCCCUCAUGAUCGCGAAGAUCAAGGAAGCUGGUGCACAUGAGGUCGUUCAGCAUGGCCCAACAUGGCAGGAUGCGGAUAUGUAUAUGCGGGAGGAACUCAUGACAAAGGCUGGCGCAGCAGCCAUCUACGCCCCGCCCUUCGACCACCCCGAUAUCUGGACCGGCAACUCAACCGUCAUGCACGAAAUCGCAUCGCAGAUCCCCGGCGGCGCACCAGAUGCCGUCAUCUGCUCUGUUGGCGGCGGCGGCCUCCUAAAUGGCGUGGCGCAGGCUCUCGACGAUCUCAACCUCUCCGACACCACGACUGUUGUCGCUGUGGAAACCUCCGGCGCUGCAUCUCUCAACGCCGCCGUGCACGCUGGCGAACUCGUCAGCCUCAAGAGCAUCACUUCCCAGGCCACUAGUCUCGGUGCCUUGCGCGUAACAAAGCAAUCCCUCGACUACGCGCAGCGGCCGAACGUACGCUCUGUCGUGCUUCCGGAUGCCGAGGCCGCGAUGGGGUGCUGGCGACUUGCGGACGACGAGCGGAUCAUGGUGGAGAUGGCGUGUGGUGUCAACGUGGCGCUAUGUUACGAUGGGAGGCUGGAGCACGCGCUGGGAAGAAAAGUGAGACCGUCUGACAAGGUCGUCAUUGUGUUGUGCGGUGGGAGCAAUGUUACGGUCGACAUGUUGGCGCAGUGGAGGGGCCAGUUCGGGUAUGUUGAGGAGGGGCUCCAGAUUGUGCAUGGGGUUGUGCCGAGUGAUCUCACGGCGCCGAAUAGACAGUGAGGGGUUUCUGGGCUAUGGGGUAUGGUUCAUUUAGGAUCUAGGUUUAUCUAAUUGUUUCUUUG
This is a messenger RNA of Trematosphaeria pertusa, 1428 nucleotides long. RefSeq names its product tryptophan synthase beta subunit-like PLP-dependent enzyme. The record is from RefSeq and is a predicted model, not a curated record. Lineage: Eukaryota; Fungi; Ascomycota; Dothideomycetes; Pleosporales; Trematosphaeriaceae. Gene Ontology annotation, molecular function: threonine deaminase activity; L-serine ammonia-lyase activity; pyridoxal phosphate binding. Bases 281 to 1366 code for a protein of 361 amino acids. Gene Ontology annotation, biological process: L-serine catabolic process; L-threonine catabolic process. The transcript is spliced from 5 exons.